GUUGUUUUUAUAUUGAUUGUAGAAUUCAUAAGAUGAUGGAAUUUUUCGAGGUCGUGCUUGAAUUUUUCUUUAUUGGAUGGUUUUGGGGGUAUCAUUGGUUCUUUUAUGACAAACCAUCUCCUGAUGAUGGUUCUUUACUGUACUGGUUAAGUUUGGGUUUCCUUGCUUUCACUGUCAUUAGACAUGGAUGUAUAAUUGUAGCACUGUUUUAUGUCUGUGCAUUACUGCCUGUUUAUAUAUGUUAUCACUCGGUUGCAGGAGUCAUUAGACUUAUUAUCAUGUUUAUCAAAGCAUCGUAUGCAUGCUUUUCGAGAUCAAACGAUGUAGACUCUGAAAGGGAAGAUGAAGAUAUUGUUUGUUGCAUUUGCUUGGGAAAUUGCGGAGAUGAAAAAGAGGGGAAACUACCAUGUUCUCACGUGUUUCAUUUGAAGUGCAUAAGGAGGUGGCUGAGAAUUAGACCAACAUGUCCUCUCUGUCAAUCACAGUUCGACGUGUUUCCAACACUCUUGUAUCUCUACGAAUGAAAAUGUACGAGGCUGAGUUUUCUUUUCGUUUUCUCACUAGUUUCUAACUCGGUAUCAGGAUAACUCAGAGAUGUCAAUAUUGAACCCCUUUGUG
Messenger RNA from Raphanus sativus (radish), 618 nucleotides. RefSeq names its product E3 ubiquitin protein ligase RIE1-like. The record is from RefSeq and is a predicted model, not a curated record. NCBI's taxonomy places the organism in Eukaryota, Viridiplantae, Streptophyta, Magnoliopsida, Brassicales, Brassicaceae. Gene Ontology annotation, molecular function: zinc ion binding. The coding region runs from base 33 to 524 and encodes 163 amino acids. The transcript has 3 exons.